CAUUUGGUACAAUGUCUGACUGCGUUGCUGGCUGCUUGUUGACUUGUUCCACUUGUUCACAACAAAGUCGCCUAUUUUCAGAUUUCUUCCUAUUUAUUUACGUGUGAGUUAACUCAGCGUACCAAUAACAUGAAUAUAUGUCGAGCUUGUUUGUCUGGGACCCGUGAUUUGGUGGGAAUCGACUCUGCAUGUUUGGAUAAUUACAAUUUAUUGACAGACCUUGCUGCUAGGCUGGAUGACUCGCUGCCACACAGCCUGUGCCGGCCGUGCUGCGACACGGUGGAUUACUUCAUUGAAUUCAGGAAGAAAUGUAUUGAAUCUGAGGCUUCAUUAAAUGCCUGCAUUAUUAAAAAUGUAAAAUAUGAAGAGAAAGUAGCUACUAAAACUGAAUCUGAUAAAGUUAAAGUAGACAGUUCUUUACCUGAUGCAAAGGUAAAGUUAGAAAACGACAUUAAUGAACAUGACAUUGAAACAUAUUUCAAUGAUGAUGGUUUUGACGCCGGGUAUAUGGAUCAAGAUGAUUAUGUAGCUCUUGUCAUUAAAAGUGAAGUCAGUGAUACUAAGAAUGAAAAUGAAGUGCGCCCAAAAAGAAAAUAUACCAAACGAAAAAGCACUAUGGGCACUACGGCUCCAAAAGCAAAAAUAAAGAGAGAAAAGAAAGUAAAGCCAAAAAAAGAAGUUAGUGCUCCAAAAGUAACACCAACGAAAGAAAAGAAAGAAAAACAAAUAGAAGUUAAUGAACCUAUGCCAUGUGGCUUAUGCAAGUCAUCAUUCGACACUCAAGAAGCAUUGCAAAGCCACGUGGAGAAGCACAAGGAAGAGACAACGUGUCGGCUCUGCGGAGAGCGGUUCAAGGAGUGGCCGGCCAUGAUCUCACACAGGGUCAACCACGUCACAGACCCCACGAAGUCUCGGUGCCACGUCUGCUGGAAGGCGUACAGAACAGAAGCCAACCUGCAUUUCCACUAUUUGACUGUGCAUUAUGAUAAAGAGUUCACAGGCAUGAAGUGCAACUGUUGCGGUAAGAUCUACAAGGACGGCAACCAGAUGAACAAACACCUGCGCACGACUCACGGGAUGAAGCGCUUCAUCUGCGACCACUGCGGGAAAGUUUUCCACAUAAAGCAGAGCCUGGCGGUGCACAUGAACACGCACGCCACCACGCGGCGCCACCGCUGCGAGCUGUGCGACUUCGCCACCGUGCAGCCCAGCACGCUCGCCGCCCACGUAGUCCGCAAACACACAAAGAACUUCAAGUGUCCGAAGUGCCACCGCUUCUUCCGUCACGAGGCGUCGAUAGGUACCCACACGUGCCUCGUGUUCGAUAAGCCGCGCCCGUGCCCGACUUGCGGGAAGAUGUUUAAUUCGCAGAAAGACUUUCGACGAACCUCUCGCCGGUAUAAUAACUUCAAGUGCCCGAAGUGCCACCGCUUCUUCCGUCACGAGGCGUCGAUAGGUACUCACACGUGCCUCGUGUUCGAUAAGCCGCGCCCCUGCCCGACUUGCGGCAAGAUGUUCAACUCGCAGAAAGACAUAGACAGACACUCGCGCUCGCACUCGUCCGAGCGCCGCUACAAGUGCUCGCUGUGCCCCGUCACCUACAAGUCGCACGCGCCGCUGCGGGUACACAUGGACCGGCACAACAAGAACCGGAGAUACAAGUGCGAAUACUGCCCGAGCAAGUUCUACACGAAUAAUGUGCUCAUCAAGCAUAGGAGGAUUCAUACGGGCGAGAAGCCGUUCGUGUGUGAAGUGUGCGAGAAGGGGUUCACGGGGCUGCACAACAUGCGCGUGCACAUGAAGGUGCACGGGGAGUUCCUCGUUAAGAAGAAGGGCGACGUUGCCGGCGAACACACCGGCUUCUACUAGAGAAAUAACUCUUGGGGCCUGUACGCACUGUUGAAUAGUCAUGCACUGUGACUUUCACAAUGGCGAAAGAAAAAAGAAGGCUUGACAUACCCACGAAAAAAACGUGCAUACCUAAACUCAGGUGCCAACUAAAAUGGCGGCGAAUUUCCUUGAAAAAUUGGAACAGGCAAGUCGCUUUGAGAACUGAAGUACUUGUUGGUUGGUUUCGUUUCUUUCGUCAUUGGUUGGUGCCACUAAACAUGGCGACCGGCCGCAAUGUUGUCAUUUUAGGCAAAGACAAAACUAUUGUUGUCCUUUUUUACGUAUGAUAACACUAAUAAGUUAAAAAGAGAGGACGAUAUAUUUUUAAGUAAGGAUGUUAAUGCCGGGUCCUCUCUUUUUUGUUUCGUCAAGACUUUCAUUAGUUUAAAUAUAAGGUGUUAAAGUCACAUAUUAUACUUCUGCGACAAAAACCCUUCCUUCAUUGGAAGGAGACCCAUGCCCCAGCAGUGGGGGCGUGAUGGGUCGUGAUGAUGAUGAUGACAAAAUUUAUGAUGAUAAUGAUCAUGAUGACAAAAUUAGCACUACAAUAAAAUCGCAAUAACCUGUCAAUUCAUUAGAGACAUGCAAAGCCUCCGCUUGGUAUACGAAUUUUAUCUUUAGGACACAAAGAGUAAACACUCGUUUUUAUUGCCUAUUUAUGAAGUUAUUUUUAACUUUAACCGACUUCGAAAGAAGGAAAAGGCUCAAUUCGUCUGUAUAUAUGUUUUUUUUUGUAUACCUAUAUGUUCUGUAAAUAAGUUCUCUUCUAUGAAUAAGGGUUUAGUGUACAAUAAGUGCUGGCAAACAGUUUAGAUUUACUUUCUGGGAUCGUAACUAAUGUGUUUUACUUGUUACCAAUCAAAAGGUUUAUUUAGUUUUUUUGGGAGGGUAUUUUAUACACCGUGAAUAGUAUAUCAAUUUUCGAAAAUGAAUUAUUUUUACUAAACCAAAGUGUUUAAACUUCUUGCUAGCGUUAAUUUCUAAUUUGGUGUUACUUACAUCCUGUUGUAAAAUAUUUUAUUUUAAACUGACUUAUCUUUUAGGUAAUGGAUCUAUCAUUUUUCGUGAUGAGGUCUACCUCAUUAUAUUUUA
Molecule: messenger RNA, 2982 nt
Organism: Plutella xylostella (diamondback moth)
Lineage: Eukaryota; Metazoa; Arthropoda; Insecta; Lepidoptera; Plutellidae
Cellular component (GO): nucleus
Molecular function (GO): zinc ion binding
Source: RefSeq, a predicted model, not a curated record